Messenger RNA from Penaeus vannamei (Pacific white shrimp), 396 nucleotides. NCBI's taxonomy places the organism in Eukaryota, Metazoa, Arthropoda, Malacostraca, Decapoda, Penaeidae. The record is from RefSeq and is a predicted model, not a curated record.
UGUUUCGUACGAUACUAUUCUCCCGUCUAGAAACUGAGCAUUUUCAGAUCAUACGUCAAGUAUCAGCUGUUCCCUGGGCAAAAUGUGGGCAGAUACCUUAUUCAUUGUAUUCAUCUCCAUCUGUACAGCGCUCUUUGGCGAGGGGCUGACUUGGUUGUUGGUCUACAGAACUGAAAAAUACCAAAAACUAAAGGCAGAGGUAGAACGGCAGUGCAAGCGUUUAGAGAAAAAGAAAGAUGCCCAUGGAGACAGCAUGGAUCGUCAGCAGAAAAGAAAAAUUGAACGAGAGGAAGAACGGCUAAAGAACAGUAACAGAGACCUCUCUUUAGUGAAGAUGAAAAGCAUGUUUGCCAUUGGGUUUGCCUUCACAGCUCUACUUUCUAUGUUUAACUCAAU